GUUCCCGUUCGGUUAAAUGCGUUCAAGUUUUGUGAAAAAGAUAUAUGUUUUGCAUUACUUAUCAAAUUUCAUUUGUAUUUUCUGAUUGCCUGACAUUUAUUAAAUGUCUUCAUCAAGAAUAAUUUAUAAUCGGAAACGUAGAUCUGACGACGAAUCUAGCUCCAGUGAUAAUAGUGAUGAAGAUAUUCCGCCACUAAAAAAGAUACGUGAUUGGAAUACGUGGGACACAGACGGAAGUACGUUUCCUAAAUAUUUAUUAUACUUAACUUUCGGUAAAAUCCGUAAAGUCAUAGACUGGGUAUUUCAGAGACAUUCUGAAAGAGAUGGAAUGUCGCGACACCACUGUUUAAAUCAGGUGCCUAUUCCAAUAGAAGAUGAGGAGGAGGAAAAUAUAGAUGUUGUUGAAAUUAGUUCUGAUAAUGAUGAUCCAAUUAUAGAAGAGGAUGGUGAUUCUGACGAACCUAGAAGAGAUAAUUUACGAAAUCCAUCUGUUUACGUUACUACUCGUGGGAUAACUUUAAACUCUUUAUCACGUCAACCUGUUAAUGGGUGUAAUAACAUUUAUCCAAUGAGGAAUAAAAAGAACAGUUCAGAUCACCAGAAAAUGAAGGCUGUUAAAUAUGUUGGUCCUAUCACCAAUCCUAGUCCAGAUGUGGAGAUACUUUUUGACACUAGGGAAGCACCUGAAGAAGAAUCUGAUGAUGUUGAAAUAUUGUCUGAAAUUUGUUCCACAUUACCAUCUUCUAAAAGUCUUGCAAGACCAUCAAUAUCAUCAGCUGUAUCUAAAUAUGCUCUAACAUCGAGCGAAUGCAAUGGUGCUUCUUCAGGCAAUAUUGCGAAUGGUAAUACACCGUCUUACGAAAGAGAAAGAUCUUCAAAUAAAUCAUUCACAGCUCAUGAAGUCAUCAGGUUACAGGAAAAAGCUCAUUAUCAGUUAAUAUUAGAUAAAAUGGUUGGCACUUCAGUUCACUCAUAUCAUCCCAUUGUACCAAAAAUAAAUCCGAAAUCUGAAGGAACUCGAAUAGAUUUAAUAGAAGAUAAGUCCAGGCUUGUUAAGAAAGAAAGUUUAGUGGAGCCUGUUAAUGAAUUUUUGCAAAAAUAUUACAAGCCUUACCAUGCUGCUUACAAGCGUUGUGCAUCACCUAAAGCAGGUCUUCCAGAAUUCACUGCAGAUGAUGAUGAUGUUCAAAUUAUUGAAACAGACUCGUCUGAUUCAGAUCAAUAUAAACCAAAGCCCAGGGUGAAGCCUGCAGAUAUUUUCUCAUCAAAUUGGAUAGAAGAAUUCAAAAAGACUAUAACUUUAGAAACAGAACAACAUCUUCAGACUAUUGCUCUACAAGAAGAGAAACUUGAACGGUAUAAGAAAAUUAGAGGUGAAAAAUUUAAAGAAAGUAACCUGCAGUUUCUGUUAGGCCAGUCCAUUCCAAAAGAACCAGUAAAAGAUGAAUUUCCAGAACUUACUCCAGAUAUGGAUGAACGAAUCGAAUGGGCAUUGGCAAUUGGAUCACAAACAGAAAUACUUUCUUCAUUCAAAGAUUGCACAUGUACUAGUAUUGAUCUUGCUACAUUAACUGGUCUAAACUGGUUAAAUGAUUCUAUUAUAAAUUUCUAUCUGGCUCUUAUAAGGGAAAGGUGCAGGAAUCAUCCUGAAUAUCCUCAAGUGCAUUACUUCAAUACAUACUUCUUUGCAGCUCUAAAAAAUAGAGGUCCUAGAGGUGUUUUGAGAUGGACCAGGAGACUUGAGGACAAAAAAAAUAUAUUUGAAUUUGACAUAGUAUUCGUGCCUCUUCAUUUAGGAAUGCACUGGGCAUUAUGUGUAGUUGAUAAUCGAACUAAAAAAAUUAAGUAUUAUGACUCAAUGCAAGGUACAGAUGAUCAAAGCGUAAGAAUGGUACAGAACUACUUAGUAGCUGAAAAGAAAGAUAAAUUAGACAUUACAAUGGAUCCUAAUGAAUAUUCAAUUGAAAUGGUUAAGGACAUACCUCAGCAAAUGAAUGGCAGUGAUUGUGGGAUGUUUACUUUGAAGUAUGCUGAAUAUCUUUCAAGGGAUGUCCCUAUAACAUUUUCUCAAGAACAUAUGCAGUAUUUCAGACGUAGAAUGAUUUUUGAAAUUUUAGACAAGAAGCUAUUUUAAAUAUCAUGAAAGAAUUAAUGAAUUGUAUAUUGUCUUCAUCAAAGCUCCAUUGUACAUAUGACUGUACAUUUCAUUCAGUACUUUUUUUUUUUUUUUUUUUUUUUUUUGAAUUUCUAAUAAGUUAAGUGAUAUUAAUCAUGAUUUGGAAUCUUUCUUUAAUUAUUUAAUACUAUAUUUUAAAAUAUUUCUAUAUUGUAAAUAAAUGCAUAAUCUUCAAUUGUUGGAGAUGAAAGUUUGUAUUUUGAAUAAGUUGUCUGAAUCUGAGGCUCAUGGGGGAAAAAAAUAUGUGAACUUUGGUCCUGGCAUUUUUUUCUCAAUGCAAGGACAAAUAAAAAAAAAAAAAAAAAAAAAAAAAAUCUUUCUUUAAAAGAGAAUUGUGUUUUAUUUCUAGAUUCUUUUCACUGUAAUAUGCAUUUGUGCUAAAACUAUCUCUGCUUUCUUUAUUCUUUUAAUUUCAACUUAAUGUCCAGUGUUUGUUCUUUGCCUUUAAAUUCAGUAGUACAUAUAUAAUGCAUGGUUAAUUAAAAUUCGUAAUUUUUUUUAAAGUUAUAUUAAUAUUUCAUCAGUUUAUCGAAAUCUGUUGUUUGAAUUCUUUAAUUUCUCAUUAUUUAUUUAAAUGGCUAUAACUUAUGUCAUUUAUUUUGAGGGGGAGCCUAGAAUCUGAUUCUUUACCAUCAUAGGAACUGUUAUAACAAGUUUUUAAAAAUCUACCUGUGAUUGUGUGCUGUUUUAUUUAUAUUAUAAAGUUCUAUUUUUUUAUUUAUUUAAUUUUGAUGUUUUUCGAAAAUACUAUAGAUAUUAAUUAAAUAUCACAACUACAGAGCUGA
Molecule: messenger RNA, 2961 nt
Organism: Argiope bruennichi
Lineage: Eukaryota; Metazoa; Arthropoda; Arachnida; Araneae; Araneidae
Exons: 18
Coding region: 104-2134 (676 amino acids)
Biological process (GO): protein desumoylation
Cellular component (GO): nucleus
Molecular function (GO): deSUMOylase activity
Source: RefSeq, a predicted model, not a curated record